Pisolithus orientalis is the source of this 4341-nucleotide messenger RNA. Its product is annotated as RAVE protein 1 C terminal-domain-containing protein. The record is from RefSeq and is a predicted model, not a curated record. Bases 141 to 4109 code for a protein of 1322 amino acids. Gene Ontology annotation, biological process: vacuolar acidification. The transcript is spliced from 19 exons. Gene Ontology annotation, cellular component: RAVE complex. Lineage: Eukaryota; Fungi; Basidiomycota; Agaricomycetes; Boletales; Pisolithaceae. Gene Ontology annotation, molecular function: protein binding.
GUACUUCUUAGUACUGCAGGCCUCGUGUGUUGACUACGGCGGGCGCAGCCACGGCGAAGCGUUUGGACGUGGGCCAUUGUGACCCUAACGACGUCCACGAGCACAAGUGACGACCGGCUGGUUGACAUCGGGCCCGCCAGAUGCUCCAUCUCACCCGAACCUUCACUGGAUGCCCUGCUGGGCCCCUCAAGCACCUUGUGUUGCCCCAUGCGACUCUCAUUGUGUACCCCUCUGCUGACGCCAUCAUCAUUCUCAAUGCGAGCAGUCUUGCGUUGGUCCGUGUACUCGCGCUGAAGGAAGUUUUUCCCGGCACUCAACGAACUGUCUCAUGCUUCGCAGUGGAUCCAGCCCUAAAAGUUAUCGUAGUGUCUACAGGCACACGGAUCGCCGCCUGGUCGCUGUCCGGCGUACAAAGCAAUACCUUUCGCGUGCACUCAUCUUUAAUUCUCCCUGAUGAUGACCCAGUGACAGCUUUGGACUGUAGAGCAGGUUUGCUCGCUAUAGGAAGCCAGAAGGGCCUAUCGGUCUUCACGUUGAUCCUCGAAAACGAUCUAUUGACUUGGACCGCAAAAUGGUUCACAGGUGCCGUUACGCCGCGUUCAGUCGCAUUCUCGCCCACACUCGCAUAUAUUGCUACUACGACCUUUGAUGCUACUCAAGUCAGGGUAUAUUCCACUACGUCUGGGGUGGAGAGUCAAGUAAUCCCACAUCCCCGCCCAGUGUCGGACGUGAUGUGGCGGCAUUCUUCCACCUCGCGAGGUGACGACCCCGUCCUAUUCACUAUUACAUCUGAUUCAGUGCUCCGCAUAUUUUUACCGGUAGUCGAUUCUCCCCGUCGCCUCCAAUUGCACCUUGCCAUCGACACAUUGACAUCUUUGACACCCUCCAACACCUUGGGAGUCCCAAGUUACUCAACAUCGAAAAUUAUGUGGUUAGACAAAGAGAUUAUUGGCCCUGUAGUCAAAACUCUGUUAGAAGGUUCACCAGCUGCCACUCGAAGCAUCGAAUUGGAGAAGUUGCGGGAAGUCGAUGAAGAAAAGUCAGACCUGUUCAUUAGAGUCCUCGACGAUGGAUCGUUAGUGUUGAGUGCUGUCGCCAAUAUCGAUCGCAAGCCGCCUACGCUUCUCCGUCACUUCAUGAUCUCUCGUUCUCCUCCUGGAACGAUCUAUCCACUGCCAUCAAACAUCUAUAUUUUGCCUCGUGCGGAGCUGACCAUGCUUACACUCGUGACUUCUCCACCAUUACGCACAUUUGAAGUGCCAGCGUCGAGCUUGCUUAGUGGUCGGGCUGAUAGCUUUCAGCUUUGUGCCGCUGGACCUGACAAGCUGCCACUGCAAGACAGUAAAAUUACGCAUUUCGUCAGAACUCCUGCGGGACGGGGCGUUGGUGUUGUGCGUGCAAAUGGAGGGGAGACGUGGAUGGUGACAGACAGCGGGGCAAAUUUGUCCCAGGUUGAUUCUUGGUCCACUGCAGAUUAUGUCGUAGUUCUGGACGGUGGGAAGUUGAUAGCGACGUAUUCCACGGACGACAGCAAAUUGUUGCUGCACUCGAGUCCUCCAUCCGUACUUACCGUUCCACGUAUUUCUGCUCUUUUCUCGACUCCGUCGCAGUCAAAGCACGAAUCCAUCGUCGGUGUGACGGAUGAGAUGUCCAUUCUGCACAUUCACAUAAGUACUACCCCCUGUCCAACACUAGUUUUACAUUCGUGCGGUGCUCUCCCUCUUCCAAAAAGACCAAAGCUAAUACUUCCGGUCGAUCCAAUGGCAUGGAGUCGGGCUACCAUUUCGAAUUACGAUCAUUUGCUCAGCAUUUCGGAUGAUGGUGAACUGCGCUUCUGGAUCCUAGAGCACAGCAAGAACUCAGGAUGGCGGUGCACCGGAAAAGUCAGGACCGGAAGAAGGAAGUUCACAAAUGCAAGGUGUAGCUCUGCUAAGAAGUCCGUACUAGUCACAAGGGAUGCAGAAGGACAGGAACUGACCAUCUGGGACUCGAAUGAAUCUGAGUUCGCAUCUGGUCUUGAGCAUAGGCGGAUUUUCAGCGCUGCUGAGCCUAUCCACGAGUUGGAUUGGACGUCGACCCCUGACAAUCAAUCUAUUCUUGCGGUUGGGUUUACACAUCAUGUGGAACUGCUGUGCCAGCAACGCAAGACAUAUUUUGACGAUGACCCAGCCUGGGUCAUAUACUGCAAAGUUGAAAUCGGAAAUUUCGUUCCUUACCCCAUCAGUGACUCCAUUUGGCUUGCCAACGGUAGUUUCCUGAUAGGAGCCGGCCAUCAGAUGUUUCUAUUUUCGCAAACUUCUUCCCUGGCAAGAGAUACCUCCUCGUGUAGUCUGUUCGAGAGUGUUGCCCGUAGUAAUGGUCCUCUUGAUGAUUAUCAUCCGCAGAUGCUACUACAGUGCCUGCUUUGGGGAAAAAUAUUGCUUGUGAAACAAACUAUAGUUAGGAUGGCACAAAUCUUUAGAGGCUCAAAUGAAUUCCGUUGGAAACCAUUACCGAUCGAAGAAUACUACGGGGAAGAAUGGACCACACGCCGUCCGGCAAAACCAUAUGACUUUUUGCUUGGUUCAACGGAUCAGGGAGAGCUUGCAGAAGACCAAAGGUUUUCUCGCGCAUUGGUAGAAUCACUAAUUGAGCGACUGGAAACCCAUCCGCUUUCCCAUCUCACUCCAAACGAGCAUGCUCAUCUUAUAGUUCUCAUUCAAACUACUCUCGAGAUCGAUGAACAACGCCGUGCGUUAGAUGCAAACGGGUUCCGUUAUGUGCUGUCGAUGCGGUCAUUUUACAUUCUGAACCGUAGGAUUGCUUCUGAUCCUAAUAGCCCCCAGUCGAGUGGCGACAUCGCGCGGAAGACUGGCUGGAGAGAUCGCCUUCGUUAUCGAGACAUGAUUUGGGCCUUCCACAGUGAGAGCCAAGAUAUCCUUCUUAAUGCAUCUGUCGCAGCGUGCAAUGGGAAGAUGUUAUGGUCUGAUGCAAGGGCACUUGGCGUAUUCAUAUGGCUCAAUUCGGUUGAUGUAAUGGUGCAUAGCCCGCGUUUAUUGUCUCGGGGGACUCAUGCAAUAUCCUUUUCCCAGAGAUCCCACAUGGAAACGAUUGCUCGAAAUGAAUACAUGUCUGGCGACCUUCGGGAUCCUGCUGCAUGCUCGCUUUUCUACUUCGCCCUGGGAAAGUUCAAGCUCGUGCAUGGGUUGUGGCGUCAAGCUGUGUGGCACAAGGAGCAAGCAAUAAUGCUCAAGUUUCUGUCGAACGACUUCACAAAACCUCGCUGGAAAACUGCAGCGCUGAAAAAUGCUUACGUUUUACUCAGCAAACAGCGUUUUGAAUACGCAGCCGCCUUUUUUCUUCUUGGAGGCAGUUUGAAAGACGCUGUCAGUGUCUGCAUUAAACAGCUCUCUGACUUCCAGCUUGCCAUUGCUCUGGCCCGUGUGGUGGAACAGGGUAACGAUGGUCCAGUAUUCCAGGGCAUUCUCAAGAAUACUGUUCUCCCUAUGGCGGUCGAAGGUGGGAACAAAUGGUUGUGUAGUUGGGCUUUUUGGAUGUUACACCGAAGGGAUUUAUCAGUUAGGGUACUUCUGACCCCGCUGCAAGACAUCGUCGAUGCAUUCGGCAUCAACGUGAAAGAUGUCGGAGAACCGUAUUUCGACGAUCCAAGUCUUGCUCUGUUGUUCUCUCAACUACGCUCCAAGUCAUUGCAAACAGCCACAGGAACCAGUGAAAUUUCUGGAAAAUCCGAGUUUAACUUCGUCCUUCAAGUUGCUAGAGUCUUCUGUCGUAUGGGUUGUCACGCAUUGGCGCUCGAUUUAGUUCGAUCAUGGUCGUUCGAGCGACCAACAGCAGUUUCGACGGUCGACUUGAAGUUACCACCAAGCCCACAACUAUCACGCAGGUCGCUUACCACGGAUCCUUUCCUGCUGAGGAGGAGAUCGUCUAUUGUGAUCGACAUGGAUGUCGAUUCCCGCACCCCGUCAGGGCAAACCACCCCGAAGCCACCAGCUAUAGUUAGAGAGGAUGAGCCCGAUCGUCUUGCACGGAAAGCUGGGUUGGGAAGCUUGAUAAAGUCUGCGAAGCAUGACACCCAAGUACCCGAGUUCGACAUCAACGCUUUUUUUUAACCGAUGAAUGGAAAUGACGCUUAACGAUCGUACAACUGCGUGAUGGGAUCCAUCCACAGAAACCUAAGAGACGACGUGGUCGAGUAUAAUAACCUCCGUACUCUACUCCUGCUGCUCUGCUUCUUCUGGAUUACGCUGCUUUAGGACGAGAUCCUUGCCUGUUACACGCCCCCAGACAUCUUUAACAUCGUCAACGACGGUCUCGAAGUGCGACGUUGCGUCAUAAGAACGA